This is a messenger RNA of Harmonia axyridis, 1905 nucleotides long. Its product is annotated as peroxisomal leader peptide-processing protease. The transcript is spliced from 7 exons. Gene Ontology annotation, cellular component: peroxisome. Gene Ontology annotation, biological process: regulation of fatty acid beta-oxidation; protein processing. The record is from RefSeq and is a predicted model, not a curated record. Lineage: Eukaryota; Metazoa; Arthropoda; Insecta; Coleoptera; Coccinellidae. Gene Ontology annotation, molecular function: serine-type endopeptidase activity. Bases 133 to 1584 code for a protein of 483 amino acids.
GUGACACUUCAUUUCGGAAUUUACUACGCGUCGUUGGUACGUCAAAGAUUACGGUUUUACCGACAUUGAUCUAAUUAUUGUUGAUUAUUUUGAGUUUAUGUGGUAGAUAUUUUUGAAAUACUAUAUUGUCUAAUGCAUUUUCAGAUGAUUAAUUCUGUUUUGGUGGAAUCGAGAUAUCGCAAUGGCACAUCAGUAUUUAGCUGUUCAGGAUCUAUGGUUAAUAAUUGUUAUGUUAUUGUAACUUAUAAGGCAGUUGCAAAUUUUUUUGGAAAUUCAGAUUUGGACAAACUGGACUCAAAAAGAGCAGGACAGCUAUUACAAGAUUCCAUCAAUGUUCUUCGAGAUAUUUUAAUAUACACUCAUGUCAAAAACGAAAAAACAAAUUCAAUCACAAAGUAUGCAACUUAUUUCGAACGAUGUUUUCAGUCACACCAUAUAAAAGAAUCUGCAAAGCGUGUAUUCCGAUAUUGGUCAUUCGAUUCUGUAGAUAAUCAUUUUGAUCUGAUGUCCUUAUUUAUCAUCCUGAAAAUUGCUGGCUCACAAAGCAGAUUGGAAGCAGAAAUUGAAAGUUGGUUGACUGAAAUGCCUAAAACAACGUUGUAUAAAGGGCAAAACUUGAAAUGUUUAAGUUCAGCUUUCGGAAAUAAGGAUUUUAUGGGUCAUUUUAGCCAAGGAGUUGUAUCGAAUAUUUUAGGUAGAGAUAACUGCCUUAUAUUUAGUGAUAUGCCUUUAACGCCAGGUAGUGAGGGAAGCCCCGUAUUUAGUGAACUUUCGAGCCAUGUUGCAAUUGGAAUAGUUAUUUCAACAUUAAACUGGUGGAAAGGAGAAUGGUUGAAUUUUACCGUAAUAGCAGAUUUUAGAUCUUUAUUUUUAGAGAAUCUAAGUCAAUAUCCUUUUCGAUUAAUAAACGAAGACUUGCCAGAUCCGAAGAGUCUAAUACUCAGUGCAGUAGAAUCUAGUGUGUUUCAAAUAUAUAAUGGCACUAUAUGGGGUACUGCGAUAUUGAUAAAUAAAGAAGAAGGCAUUCUCAUAACCAACGCACAUGUAGUGGAAACUGCACCUAAACUCCAACUGUGCAGCAACAAUGGCAGGAUUGUUUUUUGUGAUGUCAUUUUCUCUAAUUCUGUAGAUCAUCCCAUUGAUAUUGCUGUUUUGAAGGCUGAACAACCGUUAGAGGAGUUCAGUCGUUCGAUUUCUUUUUCGAGAAAAGAAAUUGCAUGUGGAGAUCCAGUUUAUGCAGUUGGCUUUCCGAUAUUUCCGAAAGAAAUAAAUCCUGGUGCAACAAUUACAAAAGGCCACGUAAGUCACAUGCAUCCGUAUAUGAUCAAAACUACAUGCAGCAUCCAUCCAGGAGCCAGCGGGGGCGCUGUUCUAGACGAUAGUGGAUAUUUAGUUGCAAUAAUAGUUUGCAAUGCUAAAACUUUAGAUCCCAUCAAUAUGACAUAUCCAAGAUUGAACAUGAGUAUACCCGCCAAACUACUGGAACCAAUUUUAGAUGGAUACUUUAAAAGUAAAGAUGUAAAGAUGUUAGAGAAGCUGUCGGAAAUCAAUGCUCCAAUUUGGAACUUUUCAUCAAAACUUUGAAAUGCUUUUUAUAAGGAUAGGUAUAAAAUAAAGUCGUUUAAGUGGAAAGGAACCAAUGCAAUUUUCGAGUUUGGCGAAUUUCAUUAGAAAUAUCCGAAUCAAAAUGAAAUGGUAGGGGUUUUUUAUUAUUCGUUUAAUACAAAUCUGCCUUAUUAUAGUGUAGGUAUGUAAAUAUUUGAUAUUAGCAAUGUGGUAGGGAUCCUAGUUCUUUAUUUUGUAUAAUAAAAUUUUAAGAUAAUAUUUGUUUUUUUUUUGACUCAAAAAGUACAGUACAGGCCAGGAAUAAUAUUUUCUGGGAGAACCUAUUAUUUCCCUGUUGGU